Dreissena polymorpha is the source of this 2479-nucleotide messenger RNA. RefSeq lists its product as uncharacterized. Gene Ontology annotation, biological process: lipoprotein metabolic process; lipid transport. Gene Ontology annotation, cellular component: membrane; extracellular region. Bases 80 to 904 code for a protein of 274 amino acids. The record is from RefSeq and is a predicted model, not a curated record. Gene Ontology annotation, molecular function: lipid binding. The transcript is spliced from 4 exons. Lineage: Eukaryota; Metazoa; Mollusca; Bivalvia; Myida; Dreissenidae.
AUUGUUUUAACGAAAAUAUUUUGUUGUUGAUUUGAGUGUCGAAAUAUGCUGCUUUGAGAGACUUGUUUCACUUCUUAUCAUGGAUAACCGGCAAAAACAGUUGUGCAACCUGCAAACCAAACUACAUGACCAAAGAAAAGAGGUGGACGAUGUUUCUAAGAGCUUAAAAGAUGUCGCAAACAAAUUUCAGAGAGAUUUUAAAAAAAGUCACAUAGCAACAAUUGUUGGGUCCACUACUGGUGUGGUUGGUGGAAUGGGCGCUGUCGUGGGAACGGGUAUUGCUGAUUUCGCGAGCGACGCUUCCAUGGGACUAAUUAUUUAUGGAGCCGUAAUUGGUGCAUUAGGAGGCACAGUUUCCGUAGGCGCAUCGAUUGCUGAAAGCGUAUACAGAACAAAAGCUUGCAAGGAAGCGGGGGAGCUAUUGAACAAAUUUCAACAAACUCGCAAAAACAUCGUAGACAGCUGCAGUGUGAUAAUUGAUAAACUUAAACAAGAAGGAUUUGAAAAUAGAUGUCUUACAGUUAUAACGCGUCAAAUAGGUGGACAAGGAGGCAUAAGCAUCGCUGAGUUAAUGCACACUAAUGUUUCAGCAACUAAACAGGUUGGAGAGCCGGCAACAAAAUGUGUAUUGGAAUUUGCUGGUACUGCAGGCAGAGUGGCUUCAGCUAUGAAUAAGAUGACAUGCGCGACCACAAAAGCAAUCCACAUGGCGGGCGGGUUUUUCGGGAUAUCAGUUAUUGCAGUCGAUAUCCGGUCCCUCUAUCGCUCAGUGCAUGCCGUGUCAUCAGAUCAAUUGCCUGAAACGGCUAAACAGAUUUGUGACCUGGCAGAAAAACUGCUAGACACGUGCCCGAGUGACCGAGAAAUUGAUGAAAUGAUUGAGGAUAUUCUUCAAAGAUUAUAGAUUACAAGCAUAAUUGUUUUAUGUGAAGAUGACCAAGGUAUCACUCCACUUGUUUUUCAAAAUAUAUGCACUGACUUUCCUGCAACAAAUGAAUAUAAAAAAAUAAUUCUAGAUAAAGAAAAAAGAUAUUUUUAUCAUUCUGUACAGAACUGUUUACGUUCAUAAGAUAUUACCUUCAUAUUUAGGUAGAUGAUCAUGGACCAGCGUCUGAUGACGUACUUUUCACAUGUUUGAGAAAAUGUAACAUUUUGCAGAACAAAAAGAUAACGCACGAAUUGGAAAGGGUUUUUUUACGAACCAAGUUGAAGUUUAGGUUAUAAUUGUUGAUGAUUAUUCCUUACCAGCAAUAGCUGCGAGCUUGUGAAAUCUAUAUAUGUAUUAUACGCUACUAUUUGCAAGCCCUAUGUUGUCCGUACACGUGUUUCACGGUUUGAAUGGCAUCAAAACAACAGGUCAGUGAGAUUUUGAGACUUCUAAUAAAUCAUACUUGCAUCGAUUGCUUUAAUAUAUCUAUAUCCUCAUACAUUCAUCAGCGAGUACGCGUACGCCGAAAUUUAAUAGCCGGACUGUUAGAGAGUGUGAUAAUGCAGUAUAAACUGUGUUUUGAUGAUGGUAUGAACAGCAUGGCGGCGUGAAAGCUGAAGACCAGCAGUCUAGCUGCCUGACAGCAUGCAGUCAGAGGCCAAGCAGUACAGAAUUCUGGCAGCUCCAAGUUCACAGUAUAUCAGUCUGUAAACCCGAAUUGCAAAAGCAAUCAAAUCGCUUAAAGUAUUGCAAUUGUGUGCGUUUGUCUGAACAGAUGGCACUGUAGUACCAACGUUGGUGUAAACCCAACUGCGGUCGUCAAAACCAAAGAUCGUUCGCCUCUUUGGACAACACCACAGUACUUUGAAGUUGGUCAUACAUAGUGGGGAAAAAAAGCGCGUAUACAUCCUCAUUUCGUUAGUUUCAUCAUCAUUAUCAUAUCCUUCGUCAUAAUCAUCGUUGUCAUAGCUCGAUAGCAUCAUCAUCAUUAUCAAAAUCAAGAUCGCUGUUGUUUUUUUUAUAUAUUAUAACCAUCGUCAUAUUAUAUAUUCGCAUUCAUCAUCACCACCGUCAUAAUAAAUAUAAGCAUAAUACGCAGCAUUUUUCUCGUCACCAGAUUAUCAGUAUUGCACUUUAUCGGCCAAUACCAAUUCGCUUCGUUAUGAAAUAACAUGAAUACCUGCGUCUGCUUAUUCUUGUAUUGCUCUGUGAUCCACACUCUUAUAAUUAUGAUGACGAACAUAUUGUGUGUGAUAUGUUGAUAAUAGUGAUAGCAUGAUGAUACUAUGAAAUCUUGAUAACGAAGACAUUUGAGAUGAUGGCGAUGAUGGUAACCUGUUGUCUUUGUUAUUAAUGAUUAUAAUGAACACGGUGAUAAAAUUUAUGCGUUUCUGUUGUUGCUGCUUAUUAAGAUGGUAUGCGGCUUACGGUGAUGGGGAUAAGAAUAAGGAUAAAAUAAGAUGUUGAAUAGGCAUAUGUUCCUAUUUGCGAUGUACCAUAUUAUUUGUACGAAUCAUAUGCUCUGCUAAGAAAUAAAAUAAUGUAUGGGUC